This is a messenger RNA of Drosophila hydei, 488 nucleotides long. RefSeq lists its product as uncharacterized. Bases 96 to 443 code for a protein of 115 amino acids. Gene Ontology annotation, molecular function: odorant binding. Lineage: Eukaryota; Metazoa; Arthropoda; Insecta; Diptera; Drosophilidae. The record is from RefSeq and is a predicted model, not a curated record. The transcript is spliced from 2 exons.
GUUUCUAUUUUCAGUACACAACUGACGUUCAAUCAAUGUGCAACUGUUUUGUUCCACUUUAACUACAAAUUCAUGUUUUUUAUAAUUUAAUCACAAUGAAAAUAAGGGGUUUCAUUUUUAUCACACUAUUGAUGACUUUGCUCAGCUUAAGCUAUAGCAGUGAAACUUGCCAGAAGCUUAACAAUAUCACAGCGGCUGAUCUGGAUAGCGUACCACGGGAUGUUCCAAUCGAAGAUUUGCCGGAUAAAUUUAAGUGCUAUUGCAAAUGUUUGCUGAAGGAUGCCUCGGAUGAUGAUGGCAAGCUCGAUGUGGAGCUGGCACUUAAGACUCUGAAUUACAAUAAUCGCGAAAAAUUGGAGAAGUGCAAGAACUUAUACGAUCACAUGGAGACUAAAUCAUGUAAUUACGCAGCUUUUGUUUUUAGCUGCUUACAUGUGGAUUAAAUGACCGGAGCACUCAGUUAUGAAAGACCAAAUUGAUGUAAAUUA